Messenger RNA from Eimeria acervulina, 2085 nucleotides. RefSeq lists its product as hypothetical. Gene Ontology annotation, molecular function: calcium ion binding. The transcript is spliced from 9 exons. Lineage: Eukaryota; Apicomplexa; Conoidasida; Eucoccidiorida; Eimeriidae. Bases 1 to 2085 code for a protein of 694 amino acids. The record is from RefSeq and is a predicted model, not a curated record.
AUGAGUGAUGAGUAUACAGGCGAAGCAGCGAGUGAAGUGAUAGACUGGAUGGCGUUUCGUGAAGACCCCGGUUGGAGUUCAGAGAUGUAUAAAUCUUUUGAUAGAUUAACAUCUUCUUGUCCUGGUUAUAUGGGUAAGAGUCAAGUAUUAGAGUUUAUAAAAGAAAUUCAUAAGCUAUUUCAGCCUCAGAUCUCACAGCUUCGAAGAGGAAGAGACAGAUUAAGAGGAAGAAAGACAGGACCAAAGGAGACAGUUACCCAACUUGGAGCUGUAUCUAGAGACACAUUGACUAGAGAUGCCCAUACAGCUGAUGAUUAUCAAGCAGUACCUCCAGAUCUUGCACUAGACUCCACAGAAGAGGGCAUGCGUAUGGUGUCUUUUGAGAUGUUUCAUCGAGUGGCUUUGAAGUUGGGGCUGAGCGUUGGACAUCGUCAUUCGCGAAUGCUGUGGAUAAUGAUAGGGAUUGAAGGAUAUGAAGAAGUGCAGCAGUUUCUACCUGAAAGAGAUGUUAAGCUGGGUAUCAUUCGGGUGUAUCUGCAGCCUGUUACAGCUCUAGGAAAGCCCUUCUUAAAUAAAGAUUCUGUUGCUAGUAUUGUCGCUUAUAAAGGAUUAAUCAAUUUCUUCCUCUUCAAACGAUUACUCAAGCACCUUGAAAUCGCUAUUCCAGAUAAAGCAGCUCGCGCACUGUGGGAUGAGCUUCCUAAAGACCCGAUGGAGAUAACAGAUUUUCUUCCUGCUGGUCUUGUUGAAGGAAGCAUAAAGACUAAAUAUUUGCGUUUAGAGAUGGAUAUAUUGGGUUUAGAUCCUAUGAAAGGAAGAGUAGUUAGUGUUGAAUGCAUUCGUAAGAAACUCCCGAGGUUAUUGAUGACGGGUCUGUGGCCGGAGGCAGUGCGUGUGCUGCUUACUCUGUCUCUUCAGCUUGAAGUGUCUCCUUUUAAGUUGGAUAGAGUAUUGAAGUCACUGGAGAGAAGAACAAAUAGAUUUGGUUUAUUAAAGCCAGAAGAUAUAGGAUUAGUAUUAAGUUCUUUAUCUGUAGAAGGGAUGACAUUCUCAAUGUUAAGAGAUGUUAUACAAAACAUGCGCAUACGAAUGCCUGAACAAGAUAUUAAAAGAAUGUUUGAUCUAAUGGAUAUUAACCAUGACUUAAGUCUUUCUUUAGGCGAACUUCUCAGUGGAUUUGAAGUACUUUUCGGAAGAUUUAUGCCUAUGCUUGUUCUUCAUGAAGUCGGCUUAUCUCUCGACAGGAUGCUCCUUGUGCUUCUACUUACUACUCUUGCUCUCCUCGCCUUCUUCGGCUUCUUAGGCCUUGCAUUCACCAGCUUUGAGAGCCUAAAGAGCGGAGUAAGUACAGCUGUUCAAUCUAUGCUGGCUGUAUUAGGAGCAGUUGGUUUACAGUCAGGAGCAUCUCAAGAAGCAGCAGAAGUAGAGCAGAGAAUGAAGCAGCAUAUUGAAGCUAUCAUGGGUGAUAAGUUAUCGAGAGCUAGAGAACAAGUAGAAGAACAACAAGAAGCAUAUAAACCUGAACCCUCACCUAAAGAAGGAAAACCCCUUAAGCUCCGGUAUAUAAUUCCUCGUCGGUAUCGGCCUGACUUAGAAGACCCUCGGCCUUGUGUUACAUUUACUCCGGGUUCGUUUGUUCGUUUAGAACCUGUUGUCUCUGGACGCAUUGAUAAAGCUCAGCUUACUUGGGCAAUUACUCCUCGUCUACAGCCUCAGACAGGGCUUGUCUUCAAUAGACUUACAGGGGUUAUCGAGGGGGUUAUUCCUUCUAAAUACGAAGGAGGAGAGUUAAGCCCUCAAAUGAUGAGAGCCGCCACAAAAAGCCACGAACAAGCCGCUAGGGCUUUUCAUCCUUCUCAUCCCGGGGUCGGAUUUUCUGAAGAAAUGGCUGAGGCGGGACGCCAACUGCGCUUUCCUCGCAAAACUUAUCUCAUUGUUUGUCGCAAUCAAGCUGGUUCAGCAAGAGCAAGAGUUACAUUUCAGAUUCAACCGAAGGCACAGACAACGCGUGCACAUCCGAAGAAGGAAGAAGAGGGUAAAAGAGAUAUUCGGAAGAGACAGACAUUCAAAGAACCUGUAGACUGA